Molecule: messenger RNA, 2715 nt
Organism: Candoia aspera
Lineage: Eukaryota; Metazoa; Chordata; Lepidosauria; Squamata; Candoiidae
Gene: CAV2
Product: caveolin 2
Exons: 3
Coding region: 62-553 (163 amino acids)
Biological process (GO): regulation of cytosolic calcium ion concentration; caveola assembly; positive regulation of MAPK cascade
Cellular component (GO): caveola; cytoplasmic vesicle; perinuclear region of cytoplasm
Molecular function (GO): molecular adaptor activity; protein kinase binding
Source: RefSeq, a predicted model, not a curated record
CCCGGCCACAUCCCAGGAGGAAUCGCUCCGCGCCUGACCCGGGCUGCCCGCGCGAGCCGCCAUGGGGCUGGAGAAGGAGAACGCGGACACCAAAAUCUUCAUGGACGAAGACGGCUUCAACCGCAGCAGCAGCAGCCCCGCGCCGUCGGAUACGCAGAAGAAUCCGGAAGAGGCGCCCGAUCGGGACCCACACGGGCUGAACAGCCACCUGAAGCUGGGGUUUGAGGAUGUGAUCGCGGAGCCUGCAUCCACUCACUCCUUCGACAAAGUCUGGGUCUGCAGCCAUGCUCUCUUUGAGAUCAGCAAAUAUCUGAUAUAUAAGCUCCUGACGCUGGUCCUGGCGGUUCCGUUGGCCCUGGUUGCAGGGAUUCUCUUUGCUGUGCUCAGCUGCCUGCACAUCUGGGUUGUGGUGCCAUUCAUAAGGUCUUGCCUUUUGAUCUUGCCAUCUGUGCAAGCUGUCUGGAAGAGUAUGACAGAGGUUUUCAUUGCACCAGUCUGUCGCAGCAUGGGACGGUGCUUUUCGGGAAUCAACAUACAUCUUGACCAAGAGUGAAGUCUUUGGAACCAAUGAUAUUUUAGUCUUAAAUGCUAUUAAAUUCUCCUUAUUAGUAUAAUACAGAGACACUUAAACAUUCAUUCCAAAGCUACUGCUGUUUAAAUGGCUGACUUUCCCCCCCUUCAGCUGGGUUGCACUUUAUAUGGGGAAAAAAAGCUCACUUUGGGGACAGGGAAGAUACUAGCCUAUAUUGUAACUAAGAAAUAACAAGUGAUAUUUAGCAACACCUUAAGGUAAUGGUACUUUCAUUGUUUGGUUUCCACAAAUGUGUUAUGGAUAACUAAGGGAGGUCAUCAUGCAGUGUAUCAAUCAAAUGUUCAUUUAUUGUAUUGCUCAAAUUUCCUGGAAGUCAUACUACCAAUAGAUGUGGCCUAUUUAUUGACAUUGAAUGCCUCCAGAAUGCAAAUGAUUACUUCUGAAGAUGUUCCUCAUCUGGUCAGCAUUUCCAGCCACGCAACAGCUAACUCUCUGUAGAAUCUAUCGGCUUUUUGUAUUGUAUAACCCCUUAGUACAGUGCUUCCCAAACUUUUUCCUUCAUUACCCCAAACCACUUACCAGAAAGUCCUUUUUACCCGAUGGAGGUAAAACACUUUAAGUCAAUUUAAAUGUCCCUGUUGUGAUUGAGUAAUGGGUUCGUGUGUCAUUACCCCCCCCACAAAAAAAACCACUUUUACCUAAUUUUGGGUAAGAUACCCAGAUUUGGGAACCAAUGUCUUAGUAAAAUUCUUAUUCCAAGUACUGACAGUUUCCGAAAUCCAUGGAUUUCCAACAUAAUAUGAUCUUAAAACCUGGUAGAAUCUAUGGGCACAUGUUUUUGAUAUUUGAUCUUCUCAGUGAGUACUGAAGGGUGAGCUUUGGAUGAUUGCUUAGAGAGCAGCAGGUCAGAAAUGUCUGUACCAUGAAACAAGCAAAAACAUGUGGGCAUAGCCAUUUGAGAAGUUUAGUAUUGCUGCAAGCCACAGGGACCUUUUUUGGGGGGGACCUUUUUAUGCUUGAAAGCAUUUUAGAACGUAUAUACACAUAUCCUUGAGUCACUAAUUAUAAGUUCCAGCCCCAGAUCAUGAAAAUUCCAGUUCCGAUGCUGGCAGUACUCAGCAUCAGCCAUACAAAUGAGCUCCAAGUGAGAUUCCCUAAUAGAGGGACCCAUGCAACCAUUUUUUGUCAUUCACAUGAAUCUCAAUGGAAAAGCUUGCAGGAUUUAUAUGAAUUAGAGUAGCAUGUAGGGCUCUGGGUUGAGUAACCAAGUAUUUUGCCUCAUGAGGCAGGGAGGGUGUAGGGGUGCAUUUUUACAGGCCUUGAGGGUUUCUAAAGUUCUGUAAAAGUUGUGGAUCCAAAGAGCUGUAUAGCAAGUUGACACAAAGCUGAACAGAUAAAGGAUACUGGCUGAGUAUUUUCUGUAUUGCCCACUGCAGUGCAUAUUCCUAAGUAUCAGAAGAACUAAAAAAAAGCUUCCAAAAUUCACUCUUUAAAUGAGAUGUUGAUUGGGGAGGGAAUCUUUAUGCUAUAUUUAAUGAAACUUUUGACUUUUUGUAUAUAUUGUGUUUGUAUGUAAAUGAUAAAGUAAGGGGUUACCUUGGAGCAUUAUUCUUACGAUCUUGCCAAACGGUUAUUCGAAAAACAUGGGCUGCUUCAGCCAGUUGUCUGUUCCAGCGAUCUGCCUUGCAUGGAAAGACAAUUUCAUGUGCAUGAGAUAGAAAGAGAAGGAAAUCCACUGAAAUUGUCUUCUACACCAACAGCACUUCCUGUUCCUGGGGAACCAAGCAUCCCAUAUAGAGGUGGGUGCUACCUACCUCAGAGCUCGGAAAUGUGUGAAUGCUCCUUUCUACCCUAGGAUGUGAGGAUUCUCAAUCUACAAUCUACGCUCCUGCUUUGUGCAAUAUUCAUGUGCACAAACAACAGCAGCACUUCUGAGUGCAUGACUAUAUCUGGAGUAGAGGCAAUGAAAUUUUAAAUCCAAAUGUAUUCAAUUAUAUGCGUUAAUCAAUGGGCCUUUGAUUUGGUUAUAUAAAACAUUAAUUGAAAUGCACAGGUACAAUUCAAAACAUACCAAAGACCUCCUGUAAUUUCACUUUAAUGCUUCAAACAACCUAUGCAAAAGGUUCUAUAGUGUGCAUUUUAAAGAUUAUUUUUUAUUAAAGUGGUUAAUAUAACAUUCAAAA